This is a messenger RNA of Monascus purpureus, 387 nucleotides long. The record is from the annotation of a GenBank genome assembly. NCBI's taxonomy places the organism in Eukaryota, Fungi, Ascomycota, Eurotiomycetes, Eurotiales, Aspergillaceae.
AUGCCUCAUGCAGCAUGCUGGAAGCAGGAUGCAUAUAAUACAGAGCAGAUGCAGGAGAGCCCGUCGGAGAGACAGCGAGGCGUUGGCAUUGGACACGUGGUGCGGUACAGUUUGCGCUGUUUACACUGUUUGCUCAUACAUCCCAGAAAGGAUGAUGCCCGAGGCAUCGCCAGACCUGCGAAUCGUCAUUCUUGCAAUAUUAUGUGGCAUGUUAUACAGAUUCCACGAGGAUAUCCACGGCAAUUCGGAUAUACCCACGAUAUGCGACAGAUAACACAGAUGACGUGGGCCGAGAAAGAGACAGUGAACAUGUUCGACCGUGGAACUGCACAGCCCUGCCGCAGCAGGUUACAGCGUAGAACCAGCACUGCCACUCCACGGAUCUAA